Molecule: messenger RNA, 1786 nt
Organism: Sinocyclocheilus grahami
Lineage: Eukaryota; Metazoa; Chordata; Actinopteri; Cypriniformes; Cyprinidae
Product: sorting nexin-4
Exons: 14
Coding region: 1-1227 (408 amino acids)
Biological process (GO): protein transport; positive regulation of autophagosome assembly
Cellular component (GO): early endosome membrane; SNARE complex; plasma membrane
Molecular function (GO): phosphatidylinositol-3-phosphate binding
Source: RefSeq, a predicted model, not a curated record
AUGAUACUACAAAUCUUACGCCAGACAAGUCUUCUGAAGAAGAUGGAGAUCAGUGUGGCUGAAGCAGAGAAGAGGACUGGGAAGAAUGCCGUCAAUAUGCAGGAGACUUAUACAGUGUAUCUUAUAGAGACGAGGCCGGUGGAUGCUGCCUCAGAAGGGACCAAUCCCGCCCUAGAUUCAUUGUGGAGGCGUUACAGCGAGUUUGAGCUGCUUCGAAACUAUUUGUUAGUUACCUAUCCAUUUGCGGUGGUUCCGCCAUUGCCUGAAAAACGGGCUGAAUUUGUUUGGCACAAGCUGUCAGCAGACAACAUGGACCCUGACUUCGUGGAGAGGCGUAGGGUUGGACUAGAGAACUUCCUGCUCAGAGUGGCCUCACACCCAGUCCUGUCCAGUGACAAGAUCUUCUAUUUGUUCCUCACUGAGGAAAAUGGUUGGAAGGAAACCGUGUUUGAGACAGGAUUUCAGGCGAAGGCCGAUUCAAGAUUGAAAGCUUUAAAUGCCACAUUCAGAGUGAAGAAUCCAGACAAGCGGUUUGCAGAAAUGAAACACUACGGUGAUGAGCUGCAAUCUGUUAUUUCGCAGCUGCUGAGAGUUCGUGCAAGAGCAGCUGAUCGCCUGUAUGGAGUCUACAAAGUGCAUGGAAAUUAUGGAAGAGUCUUUAGCGAAUGGAGUGCCAUUGAGAAAGAGAUGGGAGAUGGGCUGCAGAGCGCUGGCCAUCACAUGGACGCGUAUGCUGCUUCUGUAGACGAUAUUCUAGAGGAAGAGGAGCAUUAUGCUGAUCAGCUGAAGGAGUACCUUUUCUACGCAGAUGCAUUAAGGACAGUGUGUAGGAAGCAUGAACUGACACAGUAUGAACUGGAGAUGGCCGUCCAGGAUCUGACCUCUAAGAAACAGCAGCAAGAGGAACUCGCCACAGGGACAAUACGGACCUUCUCUCUGAAGGGAAUGACCAGUAAACUGUUUGGACAAGAGACCCCAGAGCAGAGGGAGGCCAAACUGAAAAUGCUGGAGACACAGAUUGAAGAAGGAGAGGAACAGGUCAAAGAAAGAAACGCAGAAUGCGAUGAGUUUGUGAAAAGUGCAUGGGUGGACAUUGAGAGGUUCAAAGAGCAGAAAGACCAUGAUCUCAGAGAGUCUCUCAUCAGCUAUGCCAUCAUGCAGAUCAGCAUGUGCAAAAAGGGAAUUCAAGUGUGGAACAAUGCUAAAGAGUGCUUCAAUAAGAUGUGAGGGUUCCAGCUACGACAACCAGAACACCAGGAGGCCUUGGAGAUGUCAAUCCAGAGAAGCACACACUCCUAGAGACUGACCUUGGGGACUAAAGUCUUCCUCGCAAUCCUAAACAUUUGCCUCUUGCACCAGAUGCUCUGGUGUAAAAAGGUAUAAAAUAAUAUUGACAUACACUAGUUUCUAAGUCCAAAUAAUGAAUGAAUGGGGUGCUGUUUUAUUUAUUUCCACGUUCACCAGCCAGAUUUUAGACCUGGUUACUUUUGUGACUGCACUAUUUUGACCUACACAAGAGGUUGUGAAGGUAAUGGACAAUUCUUAACACUUCAGACAGAAACAAAAGAACAACUUAAUUAGUAUUGAUUAAUCUUGAACAAUGGAAUCAUUUCUUUAUAAUUUGUCUUUUUCUUCUUUUUCUUGAUGCUGUUUGAUGUCAGAAUGUGUGCUAAAAUCAUUCCUUUUUCUACGUUCCAUUAAAGUUUUUACUACUUUAGCUCACCAUAAAACAAAAGCACAGGCUAAAAUUGUCAAGGCAAAACAAGAGAGUGGGAUUUUGAGGGGG